AUGAGUUCCAUUGGUACCGGUUAUGAUCUUGCUGCAUCAACUUUUUCUCCAGAUGGAAGGAUAUUUCAAUUGGAGUAUGCACAAAAAGCUUUAGAUAAUUCUUGCAAUGUCAUAGCUUUAACAUGUAAAGAUGGUGUUGUGUUAGCUUGUGAUAAAACGGUUGUUUCAAAUCUCUACGUAAAGAAUUGUGACCCACGCAUCAUUAAUGUAUCUGACAAUGUCGGUACUGCCAUUGUUGGAGUAUAUCCAGAUGGAAGAGCACUUACUGAUUAUGCAGUUCAAGAAACUUUAAAAUAUUUUGAUAGUACAAAUACUAGUAUUAAAUCUGACAAGCUCUCUAAACAAAUAUCUGAAUACAUGCACAUAUUUACACUUGGAAUUCAUAGACCAUUUGGAGCUGGACUAUUUUUUGCUGAAUGGAGACCAACUGAAGGAUCAUUUUUGUAUUUUGUUGACCCAACUGGUUUAAGAUACAAAUAUUUUGCAUGGGCUGCAGGAAAACAUAAGCAAUCAGCCAAAACAGAAAUGGAAAAGUUGAAACUUGAGACUUUACCAGUCGAUCAGGCUGUUAAAGAGGCAGCAAAAAUUUUGUUAACACUUAGAGAAGAGGGACGUGACAAGAAUUGCCGUCUUGAGAUGGGAUGGACCGGUGCCCAUACAAAUGGUAAAUUUGAAGCAGUUCCAGAGAAAGUUGUUGAAGAAGCUCAAGCUUGGGCUAGAGCAAAAAUUGAUGAGGAAGAUCAAGAUGAUUAA
Strongyloides ratti is the source of this 753-nucleotide messenger RNA. Its product is annotated as Proteasome subunit alpha type-3. Gene Ontology annotation, biological process: ubiquitin-dependent protein catabolic process. The record is from RefSeq and is a predicted model, not a curated record. Lineage: Eukaryota; Metazoa; Nematoda; Chromadorea; Rhabditida; Strongyloididae. The transcript has 2 exons. Gene Ontology annotation, cellular component: proteasome core complex; nucleus; proteasome core complex, alpha-subunit complex. Bases 1 to 753 code for a protein of 250 amino acids.